Molecule: messenger RNA, 2101 nt
Organism: Fundulus heteroclitus (mummichog)
Lineage: Eukaryota; Metazoa; Chordata; Actinopteri; Cyprinodontiformes; Fundulidae
Gene: ankdd1b
Product: ankyrin repeat and death domain containing 1B
Exons: 14
Coding region: 115-1833 (572 amino acids)
Biological process (GO): signal transduction
Molecular function (GO): protein binding
Source: RefSeq, a predicted model, not a curated record
ACAGAGGAGAGCUUCCGUUCAACGUCUUGCUGCUUUACUUCUCAAACCGAGUCGGUCCGUGUCUAUAGCUGGGUAAAACGCUCUGAUCCUUGCACUUAUUUACAUGAAGUUAAAAUGGAGAGAAGAGUUCUGGCAGUGAGGACCAUGAUUAAAGAUCACUGUCCCAAGAAGGAAAAUCUGAACCUUCCAAAGUGGACUCAGAAGAUGGGACACGACAAGCCGUCGGACAACGAGACCGAUGGCAGUUUUGACACCAGCGAGAUGUUGCUCGACAACGAGAAGCAGUUCAUGGAAGCGGCGAAGAGGAAUGACGUGAAGACCAUGAAGAUUCUUGGAAAGAGUCUGAAUGUCAACGUGAAGAAUGUGCACCACAGGACGGCCCUUCACUACGCGGUAGCUGGCAAAAACAAGGACGCAACUCAGUUCCUUCUGCAGCGCAGGGUCAAAGUGGAUCAAAAAGACAAGGUGAGAUGGUUGGAAACGUUUUCAAAGAGAACGACGGCUCAGGUUACAACAUUCAAGCAUGAUUGUGCGCUCUGGUUGUGGCAGUAUGGCAUGGCGGCCAUUCAUCUAGCAGCCUGGUUUGGCAGUUUGGAGAUGCUGAAGCUACUGGUGCAGGCUGGGGCUGAGCAGAAGGUCGAAAAUGAGGAAGGACUGAACAUCAUGCACUGCGCUGCCAUCAACAACCACACCGAAAUCAUUGAGUAUAUUGUUAAUGACAUGCAGAUGAAAGAAUUAGACAAGGAUGAUCAGUCAGGACAUCGUCCAUUUGCACUGGCAGCAGAACAUGGGAGCGUAGAAAUGCUAAAAACACUGAUGGAGCCGUACGACAUGGCCACAAUGAAGCCAAACAAGAGAGGGGACACGCCCCUGCACUUAGCUGCCAGGAACGGCCACUUGGACGCCGUCCAACUGCUGCUGCAGAGCUUUAAUACUCGGGAUGAAGUCAACACGGUUGGUGAGACAGCUCUGUACCAGGCUGCAGAGAACAGUCAGGAAGAAUGUGUUCUGGCCCUCCUGGAGGCUGGCUGUGACCCCAACAUCCUCACAGAGACCAAAUGCAGCGCUCUCCACCCGGUCUCUGAACGAGGAGACGUGUCUCUUGUCCAGCUGCUUUUGGAGCACCACGCCCACACGGAUGUUCAGAACCAGCAGCUGGAGGCGCCUCUCCACCUGGCAGUGAAGAACAGUCACAUCCCCGUCAUCCAUUGUCUCGUGGUGGCGGGCUGCAACGUCAACAUAGCUAACACGAGACUCCAGACCGCUCUGCAUCUUUCGGCGGAGCUCGGCAGGACCGAAGUGGUGGAAAUGCUUCUUAAAGCCGGCGUGGAUCUCGCCCUCCGGGACCGACAGGGUAAAACCGCUCUGGGCGUGGCGGCCAGAGCGAAUGAGGUGAUGGUGGUGGACAUGAUCAUCAAAGCAGAAAGAUACUACAGCUGGAGAAAGGCCAACCCCGAGCUUAAUGAAAGUGUUCACAGUGAGCAUCCGCUGACGUUUAAGCUGGACCACCGGACUGAAACCAAGCAACUCCGUUCGACUGCCUGGCGCCUGGCGUACGAGCUCCUGAAGCCGCGAGACUGGAAGAGACUGGCGGAGAGCUGGGCUUUCACCAAGGAGCAGGUGUCUGCUGUAGAGGAUCAAUGGACAGGUCAGCAGAGCUACAAAGAGCACGGCCACAGGAUGCUGCUGAUCUGGCUCCACGGCGAGGAGCUCGCUCAGAGGUGUCCCUCUAAACAGCUCUACCAGGAGCUGGUCCGCAUCGGGAACAGGAAGGCUGCAGAUAAGAUUCGGCUGGAGGCGGAGGACACCGGCAAGAGUUGCAGCGUUGCAUGAUCCGAGACGCUUAUGAACUUUAUUUCUCCCGUCAUCAACCAUGGACUUCUGUGAGAGGUUUUAAACUAUUUAUUUAGAAAACAGCAAUGUGCUGAUCGAUAAAAUAUGGCUUUCCUUUAAGAAAGUAAGCAACCAGUGCUGCUAGAUUGUUUCUAACUACAACAACAUUCACCUUCAGCGGAGCAUAAUUGAAAGCCAACAUUUGAUAUGAGGUAAAUGUCCAUUUAGAGCUCUGAAUUAUGUAAAUAAAAAUAACAGAUGCACUACU